UCAGCAGCUCAAAGUAAAGGCAACAUCAUUUAUGAUGAUGGCCAGCAGAAUUGUGAAGAAGGUCAUCGGCGUCUCUGAGGGCUUUUUUUGUUGUCCUAAGGGGAUCUUCAGGGACAACACGUGCAAGAUCUACAGCAAACCUCCCAGAAACCGUAUCGGAGCCGGGCAAAGUUUUUUGGUGAUGUCGGUGUUUGCGGUGGCCAUGUUGGCGCCAUCGGCCUGGAUUCUCUACCAUCUGCCAGAGUAUCGCCAGAGGUCCCGCCAGACGCCCAGAAGCUGAAGCAGUCUGCCCAUCAAAUCAUCAAAAGGAUCCCAACUUUAUUUGAAUACCAAAUGCGAAACAAGCCAUUCUUACAUUUGAUUGCCGACAAUAAAGACGGUGAAGUCGCCGCCACAUCAAUUAUCGACUUUUUAUUCUUCCUGUCUGACCUCAGGUGAAAUUUGGAGUUUGUUAGGUGGAGUUGACCCAAGGAUUGUGGUAAUAAUCCAACAAAUGGUGAUAUAAAACAGUGAUUCUCAACUGGUGGGUAGCAGGUUUAAAAAAAUAAAACAGUAAUGACCCAUUGUACGUGAAGGCACCUCAUGUUCUGUCUGUGCUACUCGCUUGCUUCAUGCCAUGUUUAUGGGUGACUUUGUCAAGGUUAAGUGGGAGGACAUCAUCUGGCACCAGUGGCGUCAUUAGGCCUAUUUUCGGGGGGCUUCAGUCCCCCUAAAUAAUUAGAUAUUUUUUUAUUGAUUUUUUUUUUACAAAAAAAAUCUCUGACAAAUUUCAUAUAAUAGGGCAAAAGCAGGCUAAUACUAGCCUAAUACUAGGCUAAUACUAGAUUAUUACUACUACUACUAACAGUAGUAGUAGUAAUAAUCAGAAGAAGAAUAAUAAUAGAAUAAUAAUA
Messenger RNA from Doryrhamphus excisus (bluestripe pipefish), 893 nucleotides. NCBI's taxonomy places the organism in Eukaryota, Metazoa, Chordata, Actinopteri, Syngnathiformes, Syngnathidae. The record is from RefSeq and is a predicted model, not a curated record.